This is a messenger RNA of Canariomyces notabilis, 987 nucleotides long. RefSeq lists its product as uncharacterized. Lineage: Eukaryota; Fungi; Ascomycota; Sordariomycetes; Sordariales; Chaetomiaceae. The coding region runs from base 1 to 987 and encodes 328 amino acids. The record is from RefSeq and is a predicted model, not a curated record. The transcript has 5 exons.
AUGAAUCUUGGCCCUCACAUCAACUUUACCAUCUGGCUUUUGACGGCACUGUCAGCCGUAUUCCUUGCACUGCGGGUGUAUUGCAAGUUCUUGAGGCAUCGCGGCUUGUGGUGGGAUGACUAUGUGUUGAUAGCUUCAUGGCUCUCUCUUGCUGUCUCGGGAGCCUUCGUUUCCGCGAGCAUAACUUUGGGGUUUGGGCGGCCACUGUCCGAAUUCAAUUUUGAUAACCUCCACAUGUAUCUCCUCUAUACUAAUCUGGCUGGAACCUUCUCCAUUCUCGCUGCUUUAUGGAGCAAAACUUCCUUUGCUAUCACAAUCUUGCGCAUAUCCUCAGACUGGACCAAGGUGGCCGUCUGGUUCAUCAUCGUCACAGUGAAUGGCUCACUAGGUGCAGCCAUUGGUAUCACAUGGGGACAAUGCACGCCGAUCGAGAAGAUUUGGCGCCCGAGUCUAGAGGGAUCUUGCUGGCCAAAGGAGAUACAAAUUCGAUACAACACUUUCACGGCGAUUUAUUCCGGGGCUUUGGACAUUGUAUUAGCUCUUGUGCCAUGGAAAAUAAUCUGGGCUCUUACCAUGAACAAGAAAGAAAAGUUUGGCGUGCUCAUAGCAAUGAGCAUGGGUAUCUUCGCUGGCAUCACGUCGAUUAUCAAGUUUACGCGGCUGCCCUCCAUCUCCGACUCCACCUUCACAGAGGCCACCAACGAGCUUGUUAUCCUUGGGAGCGCGGAAAGCGCCAUCACCAUCAUGGCUGCCUCGAUCCCUAUUCUCAGGGCCCUUCUCCGGGUGUCCGGCCCGCCUCGGGGCCCUGCCGAGUUCUACCACACGGACAUCAGCCUUGUCGCAGGCACUGAAAACCUCCAAGGGACAGCUCGCAGCAGGAAGAUCAUCCAGAUUGAGGAGGUGUUGGUCGAGUAUGAGUCUAAUGUGGAAUCAAAUCGCCACCCCGGUCAGGACCCUCAGGGGCUCGAUGUUGAGCGAGCUGUGUGA